ACGUGACCCAAAGCAGCGGGGGCGCGCCCGAGCAGCCAUGUCGGUGGCGCCCGGGGAGCCGCGGUCCGGGCCUGAGGCCGCCGCCCGGUUCUUCUGCACCGCGGGCCGCGGCCUGGAGCCGUUCCUGAUGCGGGAGGUGAGGGCGCGGCUGGCGGCCACGCAGGUUGAAUAUAUUUCCGGAAAGGUUUUUUUCACCACCUGUUCUGAUUUGAAUAUGUUGAAGGAAUUAAAAUCUGCAGAAAGAUUGUUUUUGUUGAUUAAAAAGCAGUUUCCACUUACUGUUUCUUCUGUAAGUAAAGGAAAAAUAUUUAAUGAAAUGCAAAGACUUAUAAAUGAAGAUCCAGGAAGUUGGUUGAAUGCCAUUUCAAUUUGGAAAAAUCUUCUUGAACUUGAUGCAAAAAAGGAAAAACUUUCUCAGAGAGAUGAUAACCAAAUGAAAAGAAAAGUGGGAGAAAAUGAAAUCAUCAUUGCCAAGAAAUUAAAAAUAGAACAAAUGCAAAAGAUGGAAGAGAAUAGGGACUGCCAGCUGGGAAAACAAAUAGAAGAAACUCUGGAGCAAAGAGAUUUUACCACUAAAAGAGAAAACUUUCAAGAAGAAGCAUUUCAGAAUGACACGGAGAAAGCAACUGAAACUCAUAAUCAGAAUGACUUGACUUUCAGAGUAUCUUGUCGCUGCAGUGGAACUGUUGGAAAGGCCUUCACUGCACAGAUGUCCUUUGUAUUUGGAAAUCCUGAUACCAUAGUCCUCAACUUUUGGGGUUUCUCUUCAGUUCAGCUUUGUGCUUAUUCAGUGGCUGCUCUGCACGGGUCCUGUACAUGGGAUUGUCACCAGGACCUAGACUGCAAAUGCAUGUGAGGUCUCAGCAAUGUAGAGAAGAGCGAACACCACAAACUGUUGCCAUCACUAAACCUCAUCAGUUGGCCCUUAUAAAGUUCAGUGAUGUUAAAGAGCAUUGGUCUGAAUAUGUUAUCAACUUUAAAAUCAGUCAGACCCUAAAGGGAGGUAGGAAAAGUAAUUGGAAUUGCUCUUAUGAAACACUUUGGAUGGAAAGCAGACUUGAGGAAUCCAAAAUUAGAGAUCUUUAUACAUCUAAAUGACAUUUAUUCUGUGGUGGGGAUUCCUGUGUUCAGGGUUCCUCUAGCCAGCAGAGCUUACAUCAAGACAGCUGGACUGCGAUCUACCAUAGCGUGGGCAAUGGCAUCUCUCGCUGACAUUAAGGCUGGUGCAUUUGUUUUAGAUCCAAUGUGUGGACUUGGAACAAUACUUUUGGAAGCUGCUAAAGAAUGGCCAGAUGUGUAUUAUGUAGGUGCUGAUGUCAGUGACUCACAGUUACUAGGUACUUGGGACAAUCUGAAAGCUGCAGGCCUCGAGGAUAAAAUCGAAUUACUUAAAGUCUCUGUUGUAGAAUUGCCACUGCCUUCAGAAAGUGUUGAUAUUAUUAUUUCUGACAUUCCAUUUGGGAAAAAAUUUAAGUUAGGAGAAGACAUCAAAAGGAUUCUACAAGAAAUGGAAAGAGUGCUUCAUGUUGGUGGAACCAUUGUAUUGUUGCUUAGUGAAGAUCACCACAGGCGCCUUACAGAUUAUAAAGAGGGCAGUAUCCCUUUCAAUUCCAAGGACAGUCACACAAAUGAACCUGGAAUUAAAAAGUGCUUGAUUCCUGAAGAAAACACUGGUGCAUCCAAGACAGUGUCAACUUCAUUCGAAGCCAGUAACCACGAGUUCUUAAACAAAAUGUCACCAUUUGGCUCCUUGGUCCCAGUAGAAUGCUACAAAGUUAGCCUUGGAAAGACAGAUGCGUUCAUAUGUAAAUAUAAGAAGUCACACUCUUCUGGACUGUAGCAGGCUUGCCACCAUUAGCCAGGGUCAGGCCCUUGUAAGUUAGCUGUACAGCAGAAGUUUGCUGUCUCUAGGAUUCAUAUAGCACCCACAAAGCUCCCAGUAACCAGAUUCCCCCAAAAAUAGGAGGUGUGGCUGAUGGGUACAUGUGCUUGGUAAGAGUUUCUGCUUUAUACUUUAAAGUGCUUAAUGUUUUUGACCAAAAAAAAGUUACUGAAUAUUUUUUAGACUUAAGUUUUAUAUUCACAUUCUGUUAGAAUGUGAAAAGAUCUGUUCUGCCCAGUUUCUGAGCAAAAACUUCAACUUCAAAAUAAAAGUUUUCAGGGGUUCACCUAAGUAUGUGACAGUCAACACCAGAUUGGGAUAUUUUAACUAUCCAUUUUUUGAACAUGUAAAAACCUUUAUAUGUAACUUCUUUUGAUAUUAAACUUGAUUUUUGAGCCUGUAA
Molecule: messenger RNA, 2285 nt
Organism: Saimiri boliviensis boliviensis (Bolivian squirrel monkey)
Lineage: Eukaryota; Metazoa; Chordata; Mammalia; Primates; Cebidae
Source: RefSeq, a predicted model, not a curated record